AACAACACAACGCUACCUCUCUUCUCUUCUUCACAGUUUAGAGUUUACAUAAACACGCGCGCACACUCUCUCUCUCUCUUUAUUUUUUUUAAUAAUAAGAGUAAUACUUAUUAAUAUUAUUUAAUAAUAUUAUUGUUAUUUAUUAUUGUCUUCGUCGUCGUCGUUGUUGUUUUUGUGAAGUGGAGGUUGAUCGUGUUAGAGUGAGUGGUCACUGUGAAUGAGCAACGAAACAACGGGUGCUGUGACUGUGUGUUGUGUGACAGCUCGGUGAUGAUAAGCGUGUAUGGAAUUCCAUGCUGCAAUUUCCAUGUCUCAAGAUGCAAUGUGGCAAAUGAGCUUGAGGUCAAGUGAAACAAUGGAUUCAGGUCCUUAUCCUGAGCAUCCAGGAGAACCAGAUUGUUCAUAUUACAUCAGAACUGGCCUUUGUAGAUUUGGAGCAACAUGUCGAUUUAAUCACCCUCCGAACAGGAGACUGGCUAUUGCCGCUGCACGGAUGAAAGGCGAGUUCCCAGAAAGGAUAGGGCAGCCAGAAUGUCAGUACUAUCUGAAAACAGGAACUUGCAAAUUUGGAGCCACUUGCAGAUUUCAUCAUCCUAAAGACAAGGCUGGGAUUGCUGGAAGAGUUGCCUUGAAUAUUUUAGGCUAUCCUCUCCGCCCAAAUGAGCCUGAAUGCGCAUAUUAUUUUAGAACCGGACAAUGCAAAUUUGGGAACACUUGCAAAUUUCACCAUCCUCAACCAAGUAAUAUGGUGCUUUCAAUGCAGAGUUCUGCUGUUUAUCCUACCGUCCAAUCUCCAACAACGCCAGGUCAGCAGUCGUAUGCAGCAGGGAUUACAAAUUGGUCUAGUUCAUCCUAUAUCCCUAGUCCACGCUGGCAAGGCCCUUCAAGUUAUGCACCCUUAAUUCUACCUCAAGGAGUGGUUUCAGUGCCUGGGUGGAGUGCGUACAAUGGUCAAAUGGGACCAGACAGUCCACAGCAAACAAUGGGAAAUGAUCAAGCCUAUGGAACUUCUCGCCAAGGUGAUCCAGAAAAUACAGGAUCACAAGGGGCAUAUUCUCAAUUCCGUUCUGGCUCUGUACCUGUAGGAUUCUACGCGUUGGAGGGGGAGAACAUAUUUCCUGAGAGACCUGGUCAGCCUGAAUGCCAGUUCUACAUGAAAACCGGAGAUUGUAAGUUCGGUGCAGUCUGUCGUUUCCAUCAUCCACGUGAGAGGGCGAUUCCUGCUCCUGACUGCAUUUUGAGUCCACUUGGCCUUCCUCUACGUCCUGGAGAACCUUUGUGUGUCUUCUAUUCACGUUACGGCAUAUGCAAAUUUGGCCCAAGUUGCAAGUUUGAUCACCCAAUGGGAAUCUUCGCCUACAACAUAUCUGCACCACCUUCGGCUGACGCCUCAGGACGGCGUCUUUUGGGUUCGUCAUCAUCGGGAACCGCUGCGUUAAAUUUAUCAUCAGAAGAGCCAAGGAGGGUUUCAAUAUCCGAGACAAGACAUGUUCCUUCUGGUGAUGAUGAGGGAUAAUGAUGAUGUCUCUUGGAAAUGGGUCAUCUGAAUUUUACAAAAUUUUUUCAGGGGGGAAAAGGGUAAUCUGUAAAUUGAUUUUUCCAUUGCUGGAGAUGUACAGGGUACAAAGUACAGAUUUCAUGUCAACCUGAUUCUAUCAAAGCUUCUAUCUGAAGCAGUUGACAAGUUCAGCUGUUCUGGAUUUCUUGCUGCCAUAUUGUAUAAAAUUCACAAAUAUUUGUCACAUUGGGGAAAAAUCCAAUGUGAACAUUUCUUCAGUCCUUAAACCAGUAUAUCUAUUUGAAGUUUUCCCUAUAUGUAAAAAAAUAAAAAUAAAAAAUCUUUUUGGGAAUGUAAGAUGAUAAUAUUCGGCUCC
Molecule: messenger RNA, 1874 nt
Organism: Lotus japonicus
Lineage: Eukaryota; Viridiplantae; Streptophyta; Magnoliopsida; Fabales; Fabaceae
Product: zinc finger CCCH domain-containing protein ZFN-like
Exons: 7
Coding region: 284-1516 (410 amino acids)
Molecular function (GO): mRNA binding; metal ion binding
Source: RefSeq, a predicted model, not a curated record